UGAGCAUCCAUCCCACCCCCUCCGCCCCUUCAAGGACAGAAACGUCACGACACCGUGAUCGCCGCCCACCAUGGCUUCCGAUGAGAUUGUUUGGCAAUACAUCAACCAAAAUUUCUGCGCAUUCAAGAUACGGACGCCCAACAACCAGAAGCAGACCAACUUUUGCCGCAACGAGUACAAUGUCACCGGACUCUGCAACCGACAAUCCUGCCCUCUGGCGAACAGUCGAUAUGCCUCUGUCAGGCCCCACCCGGACAAGCCCAACGUUCUCUACCUUUACAUGAAGACCGUCGAACGUGCGCACAUGCCGAACCGCUUGUGGGAGAAGAUACGGUUGCCGGCCAACCCACAGGAAGCGCUGGCGAUGGUUGACGAGAAAUUGAUGUACUGGCCGGAUUUUCUCAGACUAAAAGCCAAACAACGAGUGUGGCGUCUCAACCGUGUGGCGACCCGUAUGCGAAAACUGGCCGCCGAGGAAGAGCGUCUUGGAGAGAAGCUUGUGCCCAAGCUUGCACCCAAGGUUAAGCACCGUGAAACCGCUCGUGAGCGCAAAGCAGAGGCGGCUGCCAGGCUGGAGAAGACCAUCGAGAGGGAACUUCUGGAGAGACUACGACAGGGAGCCUACGGCGACCAACCUUUGAAUGUGUCACAAAAGAUUUGGGAGAAGGUCCUCAAGGGUCUCGAGAAGGAGGGCCAGGGCGUCCGCGACGAGGACCUGGACGAGGGUGUCGAGGAUGACGAGGAGGAAGACUUCGAGAAGGAGGUCGAGGAGGAGGAUGACGAGCUCGAGGGCAACGUCGAGUAUGUCAGUGAUGUCGAAGAGAGCGACGAGGACCUGGCCGAUCUUGAAGACUGGAUGGCCAGCGAAGACGACGAUGAUUCCGAGGAGGACGACUCUGAGGAGGACAGCGAGGAAGAAGCGGGCAAGGCAGGCAAGGCCAAGGCUGGUGACAAGCGCAAGAAGGCCGCCAAGAAGGUCCUGAAGGGCAGGAAGAAGACCAAGGAGCAGGAGCUGGAGGAGGAGACGAGCAGAGAGAAGUUGCUCGCUUUCUAGUGGCACAGUCCGGCAAGGCGUUAAAGGAACAGGAAAAUCGGCGUGUCUUGCAGUUGGGGAAAUUGAACUGGUUGGUGUUCGAUCUUCUUUUGGCCCGGGCCCCUUGAACGGCGGAGGAGGGGGGGCGGUUCAUUGCAUUGGUCAUUUCCCCGGGGCUGAGACGACGGAGGGAGGAGAGCCAUGGAGUCAUUUCCCCGCGAUGUCCUUGAGGUGACCCCUCAAGCUUUUCACUGUCAUUGUCAGUAUCGGGUGGCAACAGAGAGGCUGCUGAACUGGUCUGGAUGGAUGCGAGGAAGCCAUGUGAGAUACCCUCAGCAUGCAGCGUACAAUUUCAAUAUUUAAUGAUCUCCAUGAUA
Diaporthe batatas is the source of this 1410-nucleotide messenger RNA. Its product is annotated as ribosome biosynthesis protein MAK16. Gene Ontology annotation, cellular component: preribosome, large subunit precursor; nucleolus. Lineage: Eukaryota; Fungi; Ascomycota; Sordariomycetes; Diaporthales; Diaporthaceae. The transcript has 3 exons. Bases 71 to 1054 code for a protein of 327 amino acids. Gene Ontology annotation, biological process: maturation of 5.8S rRNA; maturation of LSU-rRNA. The record is from RefSeq and is a predicted model, not a curated record.